AUGUCGACAGUCGGAAGAACGCUGACCAACCUGCGAAAGGUUGGAAUCAAGGACUACUUUAAGCAGAUGCUGUACAUCGGUGACACCAAGGCUGGUGUUCUCAUCGGUACCGAUCGCGCCGGAAACAAGUAUUUCGAGAACAAUGAGGAACUUCCCCUCCGAACACGCUGGGUCGAGUACGCCGUGCACGAUUACGACGCUGCCCAUAUCGAGCCCGGAUGGCACGCCUGGAUGAGCUAUUCCGUCGACAAGCCCCCUACCCAGGAUGCCAUGUUGAAUGCCGGUACACGAGCUUUCGAGCCUUCUCGCGCCAUUCCCAACUUUACCCAGACCAGGGGCGCCUUCAAGACCUACAACACCGCAAAGCCCAAGAUGGCGACGUGGCAGCCCGUUGCUGCACCUCGGGAAUAA
Molecule: messenger RNA, 411 nt
Organism: Fusarium pseudograminearum CS3096
Lineage: Eukaryota; Fungi; Ascomycota; Sordariomycetes; Hypocreales; Nectriaceae
Exons: 5
Coding region: 1-411 (136 amino acids)
Biological process (GO): mitochondrial respiratory chain complex I assembly; response to oxidative stress
Cellular component (GO): membrane
Source: RefSeq, a predicted model, not a curated record